ACUUCCAUUCUCGGGCGAGUACUCUUGUAGGGAGGUGUGCGUGGUGUGUGUGCUCGUGACGCGUGCAUUUUAACUCUUGAGCAGCGCGUACAUUGUUAUUCGUAUCAGAAAACCACAAAUAAUACCAUUGUGUAACGGUUGUUAUAAGUGCAUUAGUAAAUAAAGUUCACAAUUAUGGAAGGAGAUAGCAUGACCGCUCCUGGAAAGACAGCCAUCAAUGGUUCAGCUGACGGGACGACAGCAGCGUCAGGCAAGGCAGGGCCGAGCCUUCGCUCUAUAAUUCAGCCUGGCGCUGUCUUCCACCCUGAGCUACUCGACCCUCGAGUUGCUGAUUUGAUCUACUGGCGCGACCCUAAGAAGAGCGGUGCAGUGCUGGCCAGCUUACUAGUGCUGCUCCUCUCUCUCGCCUUCUUCUCUGUCAUCUCCGUCUUCUCAUACACCGCGUUGAUGGUACUCUUCGCUGCCAUCUCCUUCAGGAUCUACAAGAACAUCAAACAGGCCGUUCAAAAAACACAAGACGGUCAUCCUUUCAAAGAAUACCUGUCCGUGGACGUGUCUCUGCCUGCUGACCACGUGCACAGUGCUGUGGACGUCUUGCUUUCGCAGCUCAACUCGACGCUCGCUUACCUCCAGAAAAUCUUCCUCGUUGACGACCUCAUAGAUACUUGCAAAUUCGGGUGCUACUUGUGGGUGCUGACUUACAUCGGUGCGUGGCUUAACGGCCUCACGGUGAUCAUCCUACUCGUCAUCGCGCUCUUCUCCAUCCCUAAAGCCUACGAGCAGAACAAGUCGCAAGUCGACCAGUUCCUCGGCAAUGUGCAGCAGCAAGUGAACCAAGUGCUUGAGAAGAUUAAAGCCGUAAUUCCUAUUGGCGGCGGUGGCGGCGGCAACAAGGAGAAGGAUCAGUAAAUUUGCCAGCGUUGAUUCAGUCGAGGCUGCUCACCUUGUGGACCUCAGCCCCUAUGCCACUGACUGCGUCUUGUACUGGAAACAAGCGUCAGCGUCCCAGCGUCUCUUGGUCAAACCAUCAAUCUCAUUGUCACUCAUUUCUCUUGAAUUUUGCAUAUGCUGAAAGUGGCUUUAAAAGACGGGCAGUUCGACGUUCAUUAUUAUACGAACUUCUUUCAUGUAGUAACAGUUGUAUCUGGAAGCCCGCUGGCAUGUAAUUGUUAAAAAACAAGUUGUAAAUGUUUUUACUUGAUCUUCGCCACUAUACAAAAAAUCAUCACAAGUGGGUUUCAAUACCUGCAAACUAAUUUUAAAUGAUGGCGUUUUCAGAGAGAUCAGGCAAGGACACAAAGUGCUCAGAUAAAUAGGCUAAAUUUGAUUACCAUCCGUACGGAGAACUUCGUGAUGGAAGUAUGAUGCAUGUAUACAAGUCGAUUUGUAUCUUUACUCCUUCUAUGACAUGUAUGUAUAAAAGAUCUCCUGUAUCAUAACCCACUAUUGCACUUUUCUUGUUCGGUAUUAUUUCAUUACUAAAAUUGAAAUAUUCUAUCGGUAUUUGUUUGAUUUUUAUAGCUAUUAUAUUCAUGUUCGCUGUUAUAUCAGGGAGCUUGAUAUUCUAAAUGUAAUGUUACUACACAAGCCUAAACCUCUGAGAAAUAGAGGGAAUGCUGCACCUCGUGGUGCUUUAGUUGCUGUUUGAGGCUCCUGUGUAUGUGAACGCGAAGUUCAUUCAUUGAAAUUUGUAAGAAGUUGGUGUGUGAAACAGCCUCGUACUGCUUACGAGAUUCGUAAAGCGCGUUUUUUCACUGUCGCUAUUUGUCAUUUUACAGUUAAUUUUCAUGUAUUUCUGGAUAUAUGUUCCGUUGCAAUUUUUCUGAAGCGACUACUGAUCGAUAAUUCAUCGACAACUCAGUGCUGUCUGCAAAAAGCGUCCCUGUGAUUGCCUGUUGAGAGAUCAUUUACCCGGGUUAUGACGGUUUCAGAUAAGAUUUUUUUAUGUUAAUUACUUAUGUCCAGUAUUUUAUUGUGCACUUAGAGUGAAUUAUACGAGUCACUAUAUCAGUCGUGAAUGAUUGCUACUGUUUUUGUACGUAUAUGUCGGAUUCUUGUCAUGAGCUCUUAAAGUCUUGAGACUAAGCCCGAGCCAUCUGCAAGGUAUUGGAUCAAUUGAGAUGCUGCAUGUAAAUCACACCAAAUGAUCCUUUGUGAGAUCAUUAGUAGUUCCCUACAAAAUAAUCUUUAGUUUUCACGCGACGUGUUGUUAAGGAUUAGCUGCCUCCUGUUCUAGUUGGUACUUUGCCUCGUGAUUGCUGUCAGUUUAAUAGGAUAUGAUUCAUGUAUUUAAUCGCUUCCAUUUCGUUAACGCGAUCUUUCCGAGAAAUUUAGAGAAAUUCGCUCGUUUCAACUAUGUAUGAUUUUUUGCCGCUCUCCUCUCUAUUGUUUUAAGUGAAGAUUUAAAGUGAUUC
Hyalella azteca is the source of this 2414-nucleotide messenger RNA. It is a transcript of the gene Rtnl1, whose product is annotated as reticulon-1-A. Bases 175 to 909 code for a protein of 244 amino acids. Lineage: Eukaryota; Metazoa; Arthropoda; Malacostraca; Amphipoda; Hyalellidae. The transcript has 6 exons. The record is from RefSeq and is a predicted model, not a curated record.